AUGAAUGAACAAAUGGCAAAUACUACUGCUUCGUGGCGUGUUUUUGAUGAUAUUACAUAUAAGAAAACAGAAACAAGUACAAUAGCUGAUUAUUCAUCUAAAUUUCGAGAUCCUAGUAGUUCAACUGGUGCAACAAUUAAACCAUUUGUUGCUAUGGCUCCAUGUGGAGGACCUAUUGCUUUUGUAUAUAAAAGACCAGGAACAGGAUCAAAUGAUGUUAAAUAUACAAUGAUUAUACAAAAUUUACCCAAACAUAAUGGGAAAUUAAAAGAAUUUGAUCGAGGUGUUCUUAUACUUGUUGAUUGGACAAUUAAUGAAGAUUUAUUAUUGGUAACUGAAGAUGGUAAAUAUUAUAUUAUGGAUAUAUUUCAUUAUAAUACAAGUAAUGAUAAAUCAAUUACACUUAGUGAGUCUGUAUCAACAAUAAGUAGUGCAUGUACAUUCAAAACAAAUGCCGGAACAGGAUUAGUAGCAUUAAGAAAAAAUCAAGAUGGUUUUGUAGCUGUAAAAAAUGUUUAUCUUCCAAUUAUUCAAACAAUAUCACUUAAUUUGGAUCCUCGUUCAGUAAUAUCAGCAUGGCGUGUAAUUGAUCAUGCUGAUAUAACACUUGCUUAUGCUUAUGAAAAUAUUAUAGUAACAUGUAAUGCUAUAUCAUCACGACGAGAUUCACAAACAAUUCCUGGUAUUACUGAUACAAUUGUUAAAUUAAUUUCAAGUAGUAAUUAUAAAAGUAUUGCUAUGUUAAAAGAUAAUGGUGAUGUACUAAUUGGAUUAAAAGAAAAUCUUGGACAAUCACAAGCAGUUACAUUAAAAUAUACAAAUAAUAAUGAUAAAAAUAAAAUUACUGAUAUUGCUUGGUGUGGAUCAGAUACUGUUAUUGAUAUUCGAUCAAGUUCAAAAACUUGGUUUGAUUUACUUAUUAUUAAUGGAAAACAUUCACAACCAAUGACCAUUGACUGUCUACAUCCACAUGGUCGCCUGCAUAAUUUAUCGUUAGUGGUAUCAUCAGAAUCUCCAUUAUUCAAUAGGUUAAUUCUUGAACCUAGAUUCUAUUAUGUCGACGAUCCAAUAGAUGGUAUAAUGGAUGAGGAUAAGCAUAUUCCAAUACUUGGUCUUGGCGAUUUCUUUUAUUACAACCUCAUGCUAUUAUUUGUAUUGCCACCAAUAUUGCCUAUGACUGCUAAAAUUUGUGUGGCAAUCGGUGGUAUAAUUAGUGUGCAAGUUGGAUAUAUGGCAACGAUUCGAAUCGCAGCCUUUUGGAAUGUAGAAAAGGCUAUACCUGGUCUUCCUUUACCUGUAAUCACUUAUUCGAUUUAUGCUAUCUUAGUUGAUAUCUUUAUGGAAUAUUCAAAUCUAGAUAAUUGUUAA
This is a messenger RNA of Rotaria sp. Silwood1, 1368 nucleotides long. The record is from the annotation of a GenBank genome assembly. NCBI's taxonomy places the organism in Eukaryota, Metazoa, Rotifera, Eurotatoria, Philodinida, Philodinidae.